AUGGCUGUUCUGUACACCACAACACUGCUGAUCCUCACAGUUGUGUGUUCCACCUACACACACACUACAUUGGAGUUGUCUGGUGUGGUGAAGUGUAGCACUGGACGCUCUGCACUUGCUUACAUCAUGUAUGGGUGUUACUGCGGAGUAGGAGGGGAGGGGUGGCCCAGAGACCCUGCUGACUGGUGUUGUCACAAACAUGACUGCUGCUACGCCAAGGCUGAGGAUCAGGGCUGUUACACAAAACCUCACACAUACCCAUGGAGCUGUGACGGUCAAUCACUGGAGUGUGGCUCUCUUACAGACCGCUGUGAGAAGAUGUUGUGUGUUUGUGAUCGAGAAGCAGCCAAGUGUCUGAAAAAAGCACCAUAUAACCUCAAAUAUGUUGCAUGGCCCGACUUCCUGUGUGGACCAGAACUACCGACAUGUGCUUACUACUGACACACACACACACAGUAAACCAUAAUCAAUCAGCUAUUUUUGCUUUAGGCUAAUGUGGCUUACAGGCUAACAUGUUAGCAUGUGGUGGAGUUUUUCAGAGACUCAAACAGCUCAAGGACGAAUCCAAUAAUCUUAUUUGAGUUGAAUGUGUGGUGAAGUAACCCUUAAUUCUGCAUGAUGAUAAUUUGGGUUGUUAGC
Molecule: messenger RNA, 639 nt
Organism: Tachysurus vachellii
Lineage: Eukaryota; Metazoa; Chordata; Actinopteri; Siluriformes; Bagridae
Product: phospholipase A2-like
Exons: 4
Coding region: 1-441 (146 amino acids)
Biological process (GO): arachidonate secretion; lipid catabolic process; phospholipid metabolic process
Molecular function (GO): calcium ion binding; phospholipid binding
Source: RefSeq, a predicted model, not a curated record